Molecule: messenger RNA, 306 nt
Organism: Helianthus annuus (common sunflower)
Lineage: Eukaryota; Viridiplantae; Streptophyta; Magnoliopsida; Asterales; Asteraceae
Product: heterogeneous nuclear ribonucleoprotein 87F-like
Exons: 1
Coding region: 1-306 (101 amino acids)
Source: RefSeq, a predicted model, not a curated record
AUGGGCGGCGGUGACUGGGGUGGCGGCGACCGUCGGUGGUGGUUGGUGGCGACAGAGGUGAGGUGGGACGGUGGGUGGCAGUGGUUGGUGGCAACGACGGUGGGUGGUGGUGGUGACGGUGAUGGUGGUGGUGGUUGGCGACGACGAGUGGCAUUAGCGACGGUGGUGGUUGGUGGCAGCGGUGGGUGGCAACGGUGGUGGGUGGAUAACGGCGGCGGUGGCUGCCGAGGUGGCGGGUUGCGGGUGGCGGCGACGAUGGGCGUCGGUGGUGGCGAAGGUGGUGUUGUUAAUGAAGUGAUGGAAUGA